AUGGGUUGGACCCAUAACAAAAUCAACCCUGUCUGGGUCGCUAACAGAGCCACCCCAGUCUCAGAAAUCACCAAGUCUCUGUUUCAUAUCUCUAAAGAUGGUAACUUGGCUCUCCUAGAUCAAUCUAAGUCCCUCAUAUGGUCCACCAACACCGCCAUCUCCUCUAAUUCUUCCACAGUUGCUGUCCUCCUAGACAACGGGAGCCUUGUCUUGAGAGAUGCUGAGAACUCUUCUAACAACUCUGAGAACCCAGCUCCAGGGUUAUUCUCCCUCGUUAUACAAGAGGAUGGUCAGUACGUAAUCCAGUGGAACAUUAGCAAGACCUACUGGUUUUCAGGGCUAUGGGAUGGUCAUGCUACAUUCAGACAAGUGCCCGAGAUGAUCCGAGGUUGUUCAAUAGCUGACUACUGCUAUAUCAAUAACACCAAAGAGAAAUAUUUCAUAUACAUUCUCAAGAACAACAGCAUCUUUCCUUUCAUGCUGCUGAUGGAUGUCUCAGGGCAGAUGAAGGCGAUGAUGUGGAUGGAAGGCAUCCAAAAAUGGACAUAUUUCUUCUCUGUGCCAGAAGCUCAGUGUGACGUUACUAACUUCUGUGGCCCCUUCGGCAGCUGCAAUGAGCAGAGCCAGCAGCACUGCAGUUGCGUCAGGGGAUUCAGCCAAAGAUCCCCAAAAGACUGGGCUUCGAGGGACUACAGUGGCGUCUGUGUCCGGGACACACCAUUACAGUCCUGUAAUGGCACUAGCUGA
Molecule: messenger RNA, 747 nt
Organism: Dioscorea cayenensis subsp. rotundata (Guinea yam)
Lineage: Eukaryota; Viridiplantae; Streptophyta; Magnoliopsida; Dioscoreales; Dioscoreaceae
Product: G-type lectin S-receptor-like serine/threonine-protein kinase At2g19130
Exons: 2
Coding region: 1-747 (248 amino acids)
Biological process (GO): recognition of pollen
Source: RefSeq, a predicted model, not a curated record